GUUUGAGACUUGAGUGCUUUUGUCUGAAUGUGUGUUUGUGUUUGUGACUGUGUGUGUGUGUGCGCCAGUGAAUGAGUGUACCUAUACAAUUUGAGACCAGGAAGAGCACAAGCUCUCUUUUAACAGUAAACAGCAAGAACAGAAAAUCUCAACAGGCCCAUUCAGUAGCGGACUUUUUUUUUAACUCUUAUAAUUAUGGAUGAAUCAGACUGCCUUGUGGAAUGUUCCUGCAUAAAAUCUCAGGUUCUCUCUGUACUAUUGCCAAUAUUCCCUGAUUAAAGAGAAACAAAGCUCCCACGGGGUGGCAUGUUAAGGCUUGGGAUUUGGAAGCUGUUUUUCUUCUAUAAGGGACCUCAACUGGAAAGUUGCUGAUGUUCCACCUCCUUGGUGACUUUCUCACUGCCUGUUCCUCUUCUUGUUCCUGCUGCUUUGCUUCCCCUCUGUUGGAUUCUGUACUGGGAGCUGCAAGUUGGGAUUCCUGGUUUUUCGAUGGAGAAUUAGUUAACCAGUCUCUUCCUGUAGUCGUGCAUUCCUGAGGCGACAAAAAAGCUGACACAACAUCCGGGAGUGUUAUUUUCAAAGAACGCCCUUACCUGACCUCGCCCCCACAGUGAGUCCUGAGUGCUUAAAAUUGUCUGCGUCUCCUUCAGAAAGUUUGAAUCAAAUUAUUUACAUCGGCGAGGGAUAGAAGUUAAAAUCAUGCGUAUAAACCUUAGGAAUGUUGUGGCCACUUUAUUGAGUUACAGCUCUACGCUGAUGAUUUGUAUAACAUGCACAAAGACAAACCUCCAGCCUAACAUUGUAUUAAUUAUGGCUGAUGACCUUGGCAUUGGGGACAUUGGUUGCUAUGGAAAUAAUACUAUCAGAACUCCUAAUAUCGAUCACCUGGCAAAGGAAGGAGUGAUGCUGACUCAUCAUAUAGCUGCAGCUCCACUGUGUACACCAAGUAGGGCAGCCUAUAUGACGGGCAGGUACCCCAUCCGUUCUGGUAUGGACAAUGGUCACAGAGUGCGUGUCCUUUUAUUCACCGGCAGUUCUGGGGGUCUUCCCAAGAAUGAGACAACCUUUGCAGCAAUAUUGCAAAAACAAGGAUAUGUCACUGGCAUCGUAGGGAAAUGGCAUCUGGGUGUAAAUUGUGAAUCCCGCAAUGAUUACUGUCAUCACCCGCUUAACCAUGGGUUUGACUUCUACUACGGCACACCUUUCACUAACGUCCACGAUUGCAAGCCAGGUGAAAGAAGUGCCAUUUUAUUUGACUUCCAAGUUAAACUGCGUCUGGCCACUGAAGCACUCGUUGUGGGACUUCUGACGCUGCUUGUUUUGAGAUGGACUGCCUUUAUCAGUACUGGCUGGAAGACGAUUGCAUGGUUUGCAGUGUUUUGCUCCCUGUUCUUCGGGGCUUGGUAUUUUGUUUUUGGUUUCCUGAGGAAUUGGAACUGUCUGGUCAUGAGGAACUAUGAAGUUGUUCAGCAGCCAUUAAAUUCAGAAACCUUCUCAACCAGAAUGACAGAGGAAGCUCUUGCAUUCAUUGAAAGAAACCAGAAGAAACCAUUUCUCCUUGUCAUGUCAUUGCUACAUGUCCAUACUCCUUUCUUGACAACCAAGGCGUUCACCGGGAAGAGCAAGCAUGGCUCUUAUGGGGACAAUGUGGAGGAGAUGGAUUGGCAUGUGGGUCAGAUUAUAAAUGCCAUCAACAACGUUGGUCUAGCUAAUAAAACCCUUUUACAUUUCACUUCGGAUCAUGGAGGCAGUUGGGACUCUGUAGGAACAAAUGGAGAGUGUGAUGGAGGCUGGAAUGGAAUAUACAGAGGUAAAAAGGGAUUGGCUGGUUGGGAAGGUGGUAUCCGUGUCCCUGGGAUAUUCAGGUGGCCGGGCCUAUUGCCUUCCAACAAGAAAAUUGAUGAGCCUACCAGCCUUAUGGACAUUUAUCCAACGGUUGUCAACUUAGCUGGUGCCUCGCUGCCUCAAGAUAGGGUAAUAGAUGGACGAGACUUGAUGCCACUGUUAGCAGGGGAUAUACAGCGAUCGGAGCACGAGUUUCUCUUUCAUUACUGUGGAAAUGCUUUGAAUGCAGUCCGAUGGCAUCCAAGAGACAGUGAUUCCGUGUGGAAGGCACAUCUUUUCACUCCCAGAUUUGAAGUGGGCAGUUGCUACCAGAGUGAGAUCUGCAGGUGUCAUGGACAUUACGUCUCCUACCAUGACCCACCUUUACUCUUUGACCUCUCAAAGGACCCCUCAGAAGCAAACCCUUUAUCGCCUGGUACCGAGCCACUUUUCCACGAAAUCCAAAACCAGAUUCAGUUGGGGGUGGAAGAACAUAGGAAGACCUUGACUCCAGUCCCUCUCCAGCUUUCUUGGAACAAUGUUCUCUGGAAACCGUGGCUUCAGCCCUGUUGUGGCACAUUCCCAUUCUGUUGGUGUGACAAUGACUCCAAUAAUUCAAAUAAAAUGCAGGGGUCCAGCUAAUACCACUUGUGACUUAUUGUUUACCUUACAAUAUCAUUUUAUUAUUGAAGUCAUGGAGACUGCGAACCUUUUGAACUGUCCCGUUUUGAUUUUUGCCUGGAAAAUAAUAGACAUCGAAUCCCUUGGGAUCUCUUUUUAGUUGCCAUGCAGCAUCCAGAUUCUUUAUUCCCUGAACCUCCCUGGUUAAUCCUUUUUAAAAGUGACAUUUUUAUAGCCGCUCAUUACUCUGUUCCUUGCUUACGGUUUGGGAAAGAGGAAAAGGGAUUCUUGAGAACUAGAAAGACAAACAUUCUUUUGCAAAUACAUUCUGAAUUUGAUCAUCAUGUGAGUAAUUGUGUUGUCAACUGGUGGUUCAGCUAAUGAUUUAGUACUUUGAUCAACAGGGACAACCAGUUGAAUGUUACAAAUAAGAUUUUUUUUUGGAUUAAAAAAACCCAACUGA
This is a messenger RNA of Carcharodon carcharias (great white shark), 2908 nucleotides long. RefSeq names its product arylsulfatase D-like. The coding region runs from base 700 to 2466 and encodes 588 amino acids. The record is from RefSeq and is a predicted model, not a curated record. Gene Ontology annotation, molecular function: arylsulfatase activity. Lineage: Eukaryota; Metazoa; Chordata; Chondrichthyes; Lamniformes; Lamnidae. The transcript is spliced from 12 exons.